UCAAAAUUGAGACAGAAGAGACACAGAGUCUAUAUUCAUCCGUUCUUUCUUAUUCAUUGAUGUUGCUUGUGCUUAGAGAAAAUUCUGUCAAAAUGUGUCCCAGACCCGCCAAUGUGGUUUCAGCUGAGAAAAAAGAAGAUUCAACCAAGAAACAACAACCAUUAGAAACUAUUAAUCUCGAUCAGGGUGAUCCAACAAUGUUUGUUGAAUAUUGGAAAAAAGCCGGAGAGAAAAGCAGUAUAGUGAUACCAGGAUGGCAAAAUUUGAGUUAUUUUCCAAACAUUAAUGGUGGUAAUAUUUGUUGGUUUUUAGAAAAAGAAUUUAGUGAUGAGAUUAAGAAAUUACAUGAGUUAGUUGGUAAUGCUAUUACAAAAGAUCGUUAUAUUGUUGUUGGUACUGGUUCAACUCAAUUAUAUCAAGCUUCGCUUUUCGCUCUUGCUUCUACUGAUGAUACUGGUAAUGAUUCUUCUUCGAGGCCUAUGGAUGUUGUUUCGGCGGUACCUUAUUAUUCGUCAUAUCCAGCAGUGACUGAUUUUCUAAAAUCAGGGCUAUACAAAUGGAGUGGUGAUGCUUGCAAAUUUGAUGACAAAAAUGAGCCAUACAUUGAAGUUGUUUGUAGUCCUAAUAAUCCAGAUGGGCAUACCAUGACACCAGUAGUAAAUGGAAAUCGAGGAAAAUUGAUUCAUGAUCUCGCUUAUUAUUGGCCACAAUAUACUCCGAUACCUAAACCAGCUGACCAUGAUAUCAUGUUGUUUACUGUUUCUAAAAGUACCGGUCAUGCUGGGACACGUCUUGGGUGGGCUAUUGUCAAGGAUGAAAAGAUAGCAAGAAAAAUGACCAAGUUCAUUGAGCUCAGUACAAUUGGAGUCUCCAAGGACUCCCAAUAUCGAGCCGCAACAAUCAUGAGAGCCGUGACAGAGAGUGCGCAGUCGAUAUCUUUACAGCUCGCUGGCAAUUUCUUUGACUUCGGUAGGAAAACCAUGGUAGAUAGGUGGGAGAGGUUAAGAAAAGUCGCAAGUGAAAACGGAGCUUUUUCCUUGCCUAAAUACUCAAAGCGGUACUGCAACUAUUUUGGAGAAAUAAGGGAAGCACAUCCAGGUUUUGCAUGGUUGAAAUGUAACCUUGAAAAUGUAGAAGAUUGUGAAAGCCUUCUUGAGGGAAAGCUAAAAAUUUUAGUAAGAGGAGGGAAGAACUUCGGGAUGGAUUAUAAGAAGUAUGUGAGGGUUAGUCUGAUUGAUCAAGAAGACAAGUUCCAGAUGUUAUUAGAUAGGUUAUCUAGCGUCUCAUCAUCAUCAACUAAAAUCAAGGCGUGAUUCAUUAAGACUAAUGCUCCUAGAGGCUAGACGAUCGAAGAGGACUAUUCACAUUCAGGCCUCACGGCGAGAGAGCAUUAGUCUUAAUGAAUGAUGAUGUUGUUUUUUUGUUUUGAUCAGACAGCUGGGGAAUGAUGAU
This is a messenger RNA of Papaver somniferum (opium poppy), 1452 nucleotides long. RefSeq names its product tryptophan aminotransferase-related protein 2-like. Gene Ontology annotation, molecular function: carbon-sulfur lyase activity; transaminase activity. The transcript has a single exon. Gene Ontology annotation, biological process: amino acid metabolic process. The coding region runs from base 60 to 1313 and encodes 417 amino acids. The record is from RefSeq and is a predicted model, not a curated record. NCBI's taxonomy places the organism in Eukaryota, Viridiplantae, Streptophyta, Magnoliopsida, Ranunculales, Papaveraceae.